AUGGAGAGCAGCAUCAUCUUCACGGAAACCUGGGUAACAGACGAGCCGUCCUGGGACGGGGAGCCAGAAUCGAUGGCCUCCCCACUGGAGCCCCACCACGUUACCAGCGUCCGAUUGCAGAGCCAGGCCCCAGCAGGCCGGGGCACUGCGGCCUUGACUUCUCGGGUCGAGGGCCUCCUGGCCCAUCUCAGCGAAUUGAUGGCCGGGAUGGUGGGGAGGGCACCUGGGGCCCAGGUGGGCAAGGGGGCUACGGUGUGGCCCCAAGGACCCCCCAAAGGAGGCUUGGGGACCAGAGCUCUCUGGACCAACCACGAGGACCACCGCGAGCAGGACCAGCCGCAGGCAGUCUCUGAACCGUUGAGGAGGGCCUCUGUGAGCACUGAUGGAGAGGCUGGGCUCCGGCCCCAGGAGUCCAGCGGGAACCGCACUCCCCGCCCGCCCGCUUCCAGCAGCUCCGCGUUAAUCACAGAGCCUCCACGCAUCACCGUUCAGGUUAGCCCGGGGGUCACAGAGCCCCAGCUGGAUGAGACCUGCAGUGGAAAGGUGGACGUCUCCCUGUUCUCUGACUUUGGGACUGGCCUCCGCUACCCACCGUCUGCCUGCUGCGUGAAUCUAAGGUCCAUCCAGUGCCCCCCAAAGAGUUCCCCGGGCCGGAGCUGCCCUGCCACCGGCCCCAACAUUCCCCAGCUCCCCAAGGCCACCCUCAGACACUCAGCAGAGCCUGCACCCAAGCGGCCAGGGCCAGCAGGCCUGGGAACGGACCGCCUUCUCCACUUCGACCCUGCUCCGCCCUGGAAUGAGGCCACAGCUGUGCCCUCAGCCAGGGCUCCUCCUGCCCCCCACCUCCCUGUCCAUCUGGAGCCACGAUGGACUCGGGGCUUCUCUCCUGUUCUCGCUGCCACGGUCUCCAGUAGGGCUGUGGCCGGCCAGGUGGACCCCCACCCACAGGCAGGACUCGGGCCCUGUUGUUGGGGAAGGCAUGGCUUAGCUGGGAAGCAAGACCACCACCCCACAACCAAAGGCAAAUGGGACAGCACACCCAGGUCCCACCCAGCUAAGGCAGAUGUCAUCCUCUGCUUUCAUCAGGGGACGUCUGGUUGCAGGCUGAGGUCCAGAGCCCGAGUGAGUGACCCAGACAUGCCCCCCAGCCCCAACUACCCACACUGGUCAGGCCCAGCACCUGCACAUCCGCUCGUCUCUUUGUUCUGAUGAUUGGAAAAAGUGCUACCAGAGGUCUGGACGCCUGCCAACUGUCCUGCCCGCGGUCAGUGUGAUGCAGCUGGGUGGGUCGGCUAUGUCCCCUUCUCGCAAUACAGCACCUGAAGAAGUCUGCCGGUUUCCCUCACGCCCCAUGUCUGUGUCCUCACGUCUGGGCCACAGGCCCCUUGGAAAGUGGACGUGCGUCCCAGACGCCUGUGGUCCCCUCCCUCCCCUGGCCCUAGGGCGGGCUUGCCCCUCUGCCUAUCCCACGAUGCUCAUGGGUGGUGUGAGACCACGGUCACGCACGCGUGCAUCUUGGCCUCCAGGUUUCCUGAACCCACAGUCAGCGCCAGAAUGAACACGGUGCUGACUCCCUCCCAACACACAGGGGAUGGAGGAGGCCCCAGGAAGGGGAGGCGUGUUCCUGAACUGACGAGGAUUCUGAGUAAGUUCCAUCUGGUCAGAGCUUUGGUCUUCCCAGGAGUCACAUGUGGAUGUGAGAGUUGGACCAUAAUGAAGGCUGAGAGCUGAAAAAUUGAUGCUUCUGAACUGUGGUGUUGGAGAAGACUCUUGAGAGUCCCUUGGACAGCAAGGAGAUCCAACCAGUCCA
This is a messenger RNA of Bubalus bubalis (water buffalo), 1810 nucleotides long. RefSeq lists its product as uncharacterized. The transcript is spliced from 6 exons. Bases 1 to 1209 code for a protein of 402 amino acids. The record is from RefSeq and is a predicted model, not a curated record. Lineage: Eukaryota; Metazoa; Chordata; Mammalia; Artiodactyla; Bovidae.